This is a messenger RNA of Aphis gossypii (cotton aphid), 2582 nucleotides long. RefSeq lists its product as uncharacterized. The record is from RefSeq and is a predicted model, not a curated record. NCBI's taxonomy places the organism in Eukaryota, Metazoa, Arthropoda, Insecta, Hemiptera, Aphididae. The coding region runs from base 186 to 2582 and encodes 798 amino acids. The transcript has 13 exons. Gene Ontology annotation, molecular function: sequence-specific DNA binding.
UUCCAUAGACAUAAUAUAGAUGGACUGCGCGUUUAGCCCUUAUCAUGUCAGCAAUAAUAAACUUAUGUAAAAGGUAAAUAAUCAUGGGAAAAUGUUUAUCUCUACAUCUUUCUUCCAUGAUACAGACAGUUAUAUUUAACCGGGCUAAUUCGAUUUCGGCACGAUUAAAACUGUGAUUAACUGUAAUGAGAGUUUCCGUGUUUUUUGCUUACAUUUUUUCAUUCUGUGGUUUAUUAGUUUCGGUUGUUGAUAUUUUCUAUAACAGAGGUAAAAUGGUGAAUAUAUGUUCUAUAAAAAGCUGUAGAAACAUUGGCAAGGAUGGUAUUCAUAUGCAUAAAUUUCCGAGUAAUGAACAAACAGCCAUGAAAUGGACUAACAUAAUUAAAAAAAUACAACCAUCGUACAUGCCUUUAAAAUCAUCAAUGAUUUGUAGUGCUCAUUUUAAAACUUCUGAUUACAACUUGAACUAUAAAAAAAUAAAAUUAAAUGAUAAUGCUGUGCCAAGUAUUUUUUUAACAACUAGUAGAAAGUCAUUGAUGAAAAUAUUUGAAGAUUUACCCAAGAACUGUGAUAGUUUAAAAUAUAAUCUGUCAAACAGCGACGAUACAAAAGUGAAUGAAACUAUUUCAAAUACAUCAGAAUAUUCUGAAGCAAGUACUAGCUUAAAAUAUAAUCUGUCAAACAGCGACGAUACAAAAGUGAAUGAAACUAUUUCAAAUACAUCAGAAUAUUCUGAAGCAAGUACUAGCUUAAAAUAUAAUCUGUCAAACAGCGACGAUACAAAAGUGAAUGAAACUAUUUCAAAUACAUCAGAAUAUUCUGAAGCAAGUACUAGCUUAAAAUAUAAUCUGUCAAACAGCGACGAUACAAAAGUGAAUGAAACUAUUUCAAAUACAUCAGAAUAUUCUGAAGCAAGUACUAGCUUAAAAUAUAAUCUGUCAAACAGCGACGAUACAAAAGUGAAUGAAACUAUUUCAAAUACAUCAGAAUAUUCUGAAGCAAGUACUAGCUUAAAAUAUAAUCUGUCAAACAGCGACGAUACAAAAGUGAAUGAAACUAUUUCAAAUACAUCAGAAUAUUCUGAAGCAAGUACUAGCUUAAAAUAUAAUCUGUCAAACAGCGACACUUCUUCAGUAUUGGGAGUGGCAGAUAAUUUGCUUACAAGUUCAUUAGUUACCAGAAUAAAAAGAAAAACUUUUGUUGGAGACUUUAAUGAAAAUGAUUUAGAUACUCCUAGAAAAAGAAAAAAAUAUUGGAAUACCUCACAGAGAACAUUUAAUGAGUACAAGCGUAGAAUAAAGAGCUUAGAAAAUCGAAAUCAGUACCUGAGAAAUAAAAUCAAAAAUGUUGAGCAGUUAAUUUCACAUUUACAGAAAACCAACAAAAUUUCUGAUGAAUGUUACUCAAUGUUAAAGGAUUCCCUUCCUGACAUCCAAAAAGAAAUUAUUUUAAAACAACUGAAUAUGACUACACAGAGAUCUGUUACACCUGAAUUGAGAUCUUUUGCAUUAACUCUUAAUUUUUAUUCAUCAAGUGCAUAUAACUAUGUUAGAAAAAAAUUUAAUAAAUGCCUACCACAUCCGAGCACACUUCGAAAAUGGUAUACAGUGGUAGAUGGUUCACCAGGUAUUACAAAAGAAUCAUUAGUAGCAAUUGAGUUAAAAAACGAUGAAAUGAAAUCUCGUGGUAAAAAUUUAAUAUGUGCUAUGAUGCUUGAUGAAAUGUGUAUUAAAGAGGACAUCCAUUUUAACGGCAAAAAAAAUCAAGGAUUUAUAGAUUUUGGCAUGGGUAUGAUGGAAGACUGUGAUAAUUUACCUUUAGCAAGAGAAGCACUGGUGAUCAUGUUAGUUGCACUCAACUCUAAUUGGAAAAUACCAAUAGCAUAUUUCCUUACAAAUGGCUUAUUGGGUCAAGAGAAAGCCAAUAUAGUAAAUUUAUGUUUAGAAGCAGUUCAUCAAACUGGUGCUAAAGUUAAAACUUUAACUUUUGAUGGAGCAAGUUCAAAUAUUAUGAUGGCUACUAAAUUAGGAGCUAAUUUAAAUAUUUCAAAUUGUCAACCUUAUUUUAAACACCCAAUUACCAAAGAAAAUAUUCACAUAUUUUAUGAUGCAUGUCAUAUGCUUAAACUUUGCCGGAACACACUUGGUGACUGGAAAGUAUUUUUUGACAAGAAUGGUGAUGCAAUUAAGUGGCAGUUUUUUAAGUCAUUAGUAGAACUACAAAAUGAAAAAGAUCUUCACUUAGCAACAAAAAUCAGGAACAGACACAUUAAUUACCAUAAAGAAAAAAUGAAGGUAAAAUUAGCGGCCCAAGUAUUUAGUAGCAGUGUAGCGGAUGCUAUUGAUUAUUCUAAAAAUAUCGGGCUGAAAGAAUUUUCGAAUAGUGAGUCAACCACAUUUUUUUGUAGGAUGAUAAAUAAUAUUUUUGAUUUUUUGAAUACGAGGAACUUUUUGGGGCAAACUGAGUACAAAAAACCAAUUAAAUUAGAUAAAGAGACUUUUGUGGAUGAGUUUAUCAGUACGGCAAUUGAAUACUUAAAAUCUUUGCAAACUAAAGUAUGGAACAAAAAGAAAAUAAAUUAA